UUCAGAUCAUGCAAAUCACAUACACAUAACGUGUGCGUUGCUGCAACAUGAAGAUGAAGGCUCUCCUCCCCGUAGCCGCCAUGCUGCUCCUCGUCUCCGGCCAGCUCGCCGCCCCGGUCACCGCCGACGGCUACGUCGGCCAGCUCGCCGUGUUCUGGGGCCGCCACAAGGAGGAGGGCUCGUUGCGCGAGGCCUGCGACACCGGCCGUUACAACAUCGUCGUCAUCACCUUCUACAACGUCUUCGGCUACCAGCGCGGCAGGUACGGCCUCGACUUCUCCGGCCACCCGGUCGCCGCCGUCGGCGCCGACAUCAAGCACUGCCAGUCCAAGGGCGUCCAGGUCCUCCUCUCCAUCGGCGGCCAGGGCGGCGAGUACUCGCUCCCGUCCUCCCAGUCGGCCUCCGACGUCGCCGAUAACCUCUGGAACGCCUACCUCGGCGGCCGCCGCGCCGGCGUGCCCCGCCCCUUCGGCGACGCCGUCGUGGACGGCAUCGACUUCUUCAUCGACCAGGGCGGCGCCGACCACUACGAGCAGCUUGCCCGGCAGCUGCACGGCCGCGGCGUGCUGCUGACGGCGACGGUGAGGUGCGCGUACCCGGACAGCCGGAUGGAGGCGGCGCUGGCGACGGGGGUGUUCGCGCGCAUCCAUGUCCGGAUCUUCGGCGACGACCAGUGCACCAUGUUCCCCAAGGACGCGUGGGAGAAGUGGGCGGCGGCGUACCCGCGGUGCACGGUGUUCCUGACGGUGGUGGCGUCGCCGGAGCAGGACGAGGGGUACAUGUUCCAGAAGGAUCUCUACUACGGCGUGCAGCAGUUCAUCGACAAGGAGCCCAACUACGGAGGGAUCGCCAUCUGGGACAGGUACUACGACAAGAAAGCCAACUACAGUGGUGAGGGCUAAUGCAUCAUGAUCAAUCUCUACCUGCUAUAUAUCUCUCUCAAUAUAUGUAAUGUAAUGUAAUGUAAUAAUAUUCGAAUAAAAUGAGGUCACAAAUUAUAUUAUAAAUAUGGAUCAGACCUCAGAUGAUUUUUUU
This is a messenger RNA of Oryza sativa Japonica Group (Japanese rice), 1035 nucleotides long. Its product is annotated as xylanase inhibitor protein 2-like. Gene Ontology annotation, molecular function: chitinase activity. Gene Ontology annotation, cellular component: extracellular region. NCBI's taxonomy places the organism in Eukaryota, Viridiplantae, Streptophyta, Magnoliopsida, Poales, Poaceae. Gene Ontology annotation, biological process: carbohydrate metabolic process. The record is from RefSeq and is a predicted model, not a curated record.